UUUCCUCUAAAAAUUUACUUCUUUUUAGGGUUUUCAAUAACUGGCUAUUGGGUCUUCAAAGGGUUUUUGAAAUAUAUAAUCGGAUUAAGUUCUUAAUCUGAUUGAACUUUUAAAGAUUUUUUCUUAUCUUCUACGAUUGUCGAAUCUUUAGAGUAGGGAUAAUUUUUCAAGCGUUAAAGGAAUCGAUAUUUGGUUUGAGAUUUUUUAUAAAAAAAUGAAGCGAUCGCGGAAAUCGAACAGGGUUUCUUGGGCUCCAGGUGUUAAUCUUUGUCAGGUGAAGCUGUUUCUGAGGGAGGAUUGCCCCUCAAAGGUUGGUGGUCAAUGUCAAGAUACUAUUCAAGCAAAAGCGUCAUGGACAUCGCAUCCCAGUGGCAUGUCUGUCAUUGACCUUCCCCCUGGGUUUGAAGGUUGUCAUUACACGAAUGCAUUGAAGUAUGAUCUGGCUAAGAUUCCUAGGAUCCAAUGGAUAAGCCCUCCAAAGUUUGCCCUGAAUUUUAACUGGCAAGUUGCAGCUGGGGAAGAGAGCAAGGAAGUGGAGGCUCAAAAACUGCGAGAAAAGAGAGUGCUUGAAGCAGUUUAUCCUCGCAUCUCCGUUAUUCCUCCCAAUCCUGUUUCCCUGAAUGUAGAAGUUGAGAGCUAUGAUGAUAGUCGAAUUCCCCUUGUUCCUCUAACUCCAAUUGAAGAUGAUGAGGAGGCAGAGGUACCUUCAGGCAUUGCCGCACAAGCAAAAUCUCCCUCUAACUUUGAGACAGUAGCAUUGCUAAAGCACCCAGGUCUGUCAAACUCUGGAACCCAUAAUAUGCCACAUUGCCCUAGUUCUGCUGCUGGGGCGCCUGACAUGUUACCUGGUGUAAGCUCUGAUGUGAUGACAGCUACUUUGGCCGCCUUAACAGCAGUCGUGAAAACCAAAGAGCAGGGAAGUUUGGUAGACACUGAUUUGCUCGUUAAAAUCCUUAGUGAUCCAAAGAUAGUUGAGAAAUUAAUCCACGAUCAUGGACAUCCAGUUGCUGCUGCCAAUGGCAACGUGGUAAGUACACCUGUACACACUUCAGAGCCAGAAACGGGAAUAACUUCUUUACCCUGCUCAAAACCACAAAUGCCAGCUGACAGAAACUCGAACCACUUAGUAAAAGAGUUCCGGCCGGUGUCAAGUACACCAGCUUCCUGGGCUGACAUAGUUCCCAUUUCCAUGCCUAUGAGAGUAGAGUCAUCGGUUCCCUUAACCAGUACAAAUAUAGAUAUGAUAACUGGACAUAGGGCAGCAAAUGGUAAUGCUUACACAACAAUGAACCAGGUACAACCUUCUCCUAGCAUGAUGCCUGUGCAGCCAGCCAUUAGUUCAACAGCCAUGCAAGCUGUGAAGGAUACUAACUAUUUUAAGAACCUGAUAAGGGAACAUGGCAGAGAUAAGGAAGAAGAUAAAGGGCAUAAUAUGUCACAAACCGGAAGUCACAUUAAUCACAUCCAAAACCUGAAAGUUGUAGAGACCUUAAAACCUGUGGCAUCGAAAACCAAGUUUCGAAAACCGUGCAUGUUUUUUAACAGUUCAAAGGGUUGUCGUCAGGGGUCCAAUUGCCCCUACUUGCAUGAUAACAAGUCAUUACAGUGGCAAACUGGGAGAACCUUGGAAGCUCCGAGUGCUAAGAGAAUGAAAUUAAGUGGGGAAAUUACUGGUAGGAUAUAAGUAAGACGGAUAACUUUCUUUUUAAGUGGAGAUUUUUUGCGGCUGUAAUAACUACUCUUUUUGCUUUCGAGGAUUGUAUAGAGUUUUCUCUUCGGUUAGUCUUUGAAAAGAGAUUUUAGCGCUUUACCAGAAAAAAGAAAAAGAGAAUUUUUAGAUGGUUUGAAAGUUAUGUGGGGGAAGGGUGAGUAUUUCAAAAUUUAGGUAGAAAAGAGUCGGAAAUUAAAAUCAGAGAAGUGGUUUUUAAAUAGUAAAAAUGAUGGCUCAAGCUUCCCUGGUUUAUUCUAACAUUAAAUGACCUCUUUUAUUUGACUCAUUGUAAAAAAAGAAGUUUUAGGAGUGUUCGAUUAUUUUAAGCUUGAAUUGGAUUAUUUCUAGUUUGACUCAGACCAUUUGGGUUUGUAGGAUAAGGUUUUUUGGGUUGGGACGUUUACCAUUCACGUUAUUUUGGGUGACAUUCAGUUUUGUCAUAUUAAGUUAUAUGCUAUUUUUGGGAUUUGGUUUGGAGGUUCA
Gossypium raimondii (Peruvian cotton) is the source of this 2194-nucleotide messenger RNA. RefSeq names its product zinc finger CCCH domain-containing protein 6. The transcript is spliced from 4 exons. Bases 215 to 1684 code for a protein of 489 amino acids. Gene Ontology annotation, molecular function: metal ion binding. The record is from RefSeq and is a predicted model, not a curated record. Lineage: Eukaryota; Viridiplantae; Streptophyta; Magnoliopsida; Malvales; Malvaceae.